This is a messenger RNA of Fusarium vanettenii 77-13-4, 6321 nucleotides long. RefSeq lists its product as uncharacterized. The transcript has 10 exons. The coding region runs from base 1 to 6321 and encodes 2106 amino acids. The record is from RefSeq and is a predicted model, not a curated record. NCBI's taxonomy places the organism in Eukaryota, Fungi, Ascomycota, Sordariomycetes, Hypocreales, Nectriaceae.
AUGUCGAACAUCUCCCUGGCUAAAGCUCAAAUUGAGCGUCUCCAUGAGGACCUUUCUUGCGAACUGUACGACACCUCAACCCAUUUCAUCCAGGAGCUGUUGCAAAAUGCCGAUGACAACAAGUACGACUGCGAGACGCCUACAAUGAGGUUUGUCUACAAGCCAGGAAGUCUCCGUGUCGACUGCAAUGAGCGGGGUUUCGAUGCUAGCAAUGUUGAGGCCAUCUGCACCAUCCGCCAGAGCACGAAGGCUGGCAGAAGGGGCUACACUGGAGAAAAGGGCAUUGGCUUCAAGAGCGUCUUUAGGGCAGCCGAUGUUGUUUGGAUAUCAUCAGGCGCGUACAGCUUUAAGUUUGACAAACACCGGAGAUUCGGCCUCGUCGCCCCUCUUUGGGCCGAAUUCCCUGAGCCGAUACAGGAGGGUUACACUUCCUUCUUCUUCCAGCUUUCCCCUCAAUUCGACGAGAAGGAACUUGUGCAGAUGCUGUUGAACUUUGAAGCUACCCAUAUCCUAUUUUUGAGGCGGCUGAGGCAUGUUGAGCUUGAAGUAACAUCGUCAGAUGGAAAGGUAUGGACGAAGAGUAUUCACAGGACUGACACAACUGAGGACGGGAAUGCCGUUUCCUACCUGGAGUCAGGAAACAUCAGAUUGAAGUAUCUAAUGUACAAGCAUCAAGUGACCAAUCUUCCAGAAGAGACCAAACGUCCUGGUUGCACUGAUUCAGACCUUGUGUUGGCAUUUCCGUUCUUGGACCGCGACGAGGAGCCUCACGAUGACCCCCAGAUGAGACUGAACGAGAGCUCGAUGCGGUACUGCUGGCCAUUCUUCAUCAACUCAAACGACAAGGUCUCAGCCUUCUUUGAACCAGCCGUGACUUCGGCCGUGAAUGAGCUAAAGGCCAAGUGUGUGUUGGAAUCUAUGGCGAAAACGAACACGAAGCCAUCCGACCUGUUUUACGUCGACCCCGGAAAAUUUGUCGAGGAAGACGGCAUUCCUCUCACUUGGCAUGAAAUGGUAUCGGGUCGCUAUCUAUCUACCAACUACCCACUGUGGGCAAUCGAUUCGAUCAAGGCACUGGGUGCCGCCUCAUUGUCGGAAGACGCUUUUCUGGACCACUUGUCCUCCAAGAUUGGGAUUGCGGCCGAAAUUUCCUCUCAAUCACCAAAAUGGCACUCGGCGCUAGCCAAGGCCCUGUUGUCCUUGAUCAUGAACCCCCUGUACAAGCAGAGGCUACAGAAGCUCCGGAUUAUACCACUUUCAAGCGGCCGGUGGAUUUCAGCAUCACAAAAGCCAGCACCGAUGCUCAUGUCAAAGAAGUUCGAGCUCGCUGGCCCCUCCAUCGACGAUUCAAUUCCAACUGUAGAUCCCGAGGCCGCGGCAGAUCAGGCGAGAAUGAGUCUGUUCCGGGCUCUUGGCAUCAUGUCCAUCGACGGAACUCGUCUCUGCGAGUGGAUAUACGAUCAGCAUCGCUCAAAGUCGUUUAAACCCCAUGAUUGGACAGUAUCUCAGCUGGUUGGGCAUUUCAGGAUUCUCUAUGAGUCAAACUGGGCGCCGGCGGGGAAAGAUCUAGACUUGUGGUUCGCUACCAAUAAUGGCGGUCGAUGCAUCGGGUCCGAGCUAUACCUGGGGCCAAAACCUGGAGCCAGAACCACUCAUGCUUCAGAUAGAGUCGUUGACCGACUAGUGGAGACCUUCCCUUGCAUUCACCCGGACUAUUUCAGUGCACUUUGGCAUUCUGAAUCAGACAGUGGACCUGAGGAUCCGCUUAAAGGUGGUCGAGACAUUGGGUUCAAGCCAUCCCGCCGAUGGGCAGCUGCAGUUGAAAGAUUUCGCUACUCCAAAGAACAAUGGACCGACUCAAGAAGACGGAUGCUUGACGGAACUGAAAAGAUGGAUGUCUUCCAAUACAACCCUCUGGACUUUUCUACCACCUUCUCGCUUUUUGGACCAGACAGUGGGCUUGGAGAUACAAACAGCCUCUUCCUCCCCCGACGAACACGCCUCAUCACUCCAAUCACUCCCAUCACUUCCAUCCCGGACCAGCUUAUCGAGAGUGUGUUUUCCGAAACAGCGUCCCAACACCGUUUCACAAAGUAUCUCACCACAACCCUUCAAGUUUCCCGCAUACCUCGCCUGGUAAAGAUUAAGUCUUCAACCAACGAGUUUGAACUCUCCGACGACUUUAGGUUCCUCCUGUGGGAAUGUCCUGUUGCCGACGUCCUUCACGUGCUGCUUGCGCAUUGGCCCUCCUACUCCAAGUGGCUUGAGAUGUCUGACGAAACAGAGAAGGGAAAUGCAGCCAUGUAUAGAACGCGCCUUGUAGCUGAGAUCAGCCACUCAGUAGUCAAAACCUCGCAGGGUGCAUUGCGUCUCUGCGAUACCUUCGCACCUGGACUCGAUCCGUUAAUCGAAGACACUAUGUUGCCCGUCCUUGACCUGAGGUUUAGGAAUGGGGAGUUGGGAGACAAAAAAAGUGUCAAAGCGAUGCGACAGAGGUUGGGUUUGUUUGAGGUAAUCACUGACAACACAAUCCACUACUACCUUGCAUGCUUGAUCUACUUGAGGCGGCAAUCAUCCCCGGACGCCGAGACGGUCGCCUACGUUUACGAGCAGAUACAGUCUCGCUAUGACGAGAAUGAAGAGACUGUAGAGGACUACUUCGGCCAGAGUAACUUCAUAUAUGCCCAGUCAAAGUCCUUUGAAAGCGACUCGAACCGCUAUCGCUGGGUGGACAUCGAAACAUGCAGGAGGCUGAAGAUCGACCCCGCAGCCCAGUAUCCUCGAAGUAGCAACCUCUUUCAAUGUCUCUUGGCUACUGGCGGCCUCACCCUCGCUGAGCUGGUGCAGGAAGCGGCCGGAAUCACACCGGCAACUGAUACCCAGGACAUCUUGGAGAUUUUUACCGACAUCAGCAAAAUCCUCCCCGUAAUCAGCAGAAAGAGAGCCUCACGCACCCUCAAGUCCCUGUUUUCCAAACCCAUCUUUCCCGUUGAGAUGGGGAAGGGAACAAAGCCUAGGCUCAUGUCGCUAGAGAGCAAAAAAUGGUUCAUUGCUGACCGAGUUCACUUACGACGGGCCUUCCUCGGGAUCGUGAACCUCUUGGCCUUCACCCCCAAGGAAUUGGAAGCUAUAGAAGAGCUCAUCCAGGCCUUGAGUUUGAAUUCAAGGAAACUGUCCGUCGCUGUCAAGUCAGAGAGUCUCCCAAGCGGAGAGUUGAAGUUCGACCAUUCACGCACCAGAGACUUUGCCAUGAGGUCACACUUCAUUGAAGUGCUUAUUCCCAAGACACACUCCAAACAUGAGCAGUUGUUUCGGGAGAUUCAGCACGUGCGAGUCAGCACCUCUGCUGAGGUAUUCUUGACGCAUACUCUGAAAUCUGGAGCUAAUCAGGUUAUUGGCCGGCGUGAACGCAGCCCUGUAGCAUGUUCAGCGAGUGGGAACAUUUUUCAGGUGUUCAUCGCCGAAGAAUGCAACAUGUCAAAAUUACCCGUCACUGAAAUUGUUGAGAUGCUGUCCGACCAUUUCAAAAUCGACGACCCCGCUCACUUGGUGCUGCUCUACACGCUGUUCAACGAAAAAGUGUAUAGCAAGAUUCAAAAAGCAUUUGCAAGGCAAGGAUUUGACAUCUGUGAUGCCACCAAGCAGUUGCCCUCAAUCAAACGCUACCACAGCAGUUUGGACUCGAUCCCUUGCCCUUUCAACAACGGUUCCAACUCAAAUGACUAUGACAACUCAGAGCCGUACUUUGGGAUCCACCUUGAAAGGUCAUCAAAAAGGGGUGGACGGGAUGACGUGCUUACUUGGUCGAGCAACGAUGAAGACAGAAGACUUCCAAUUCUGUGCUCUGCUGAUGAUCACAUGACGGAGGAGGAGGAAGAGGAGGAAGGGGAGACAGCAGUCGGGAGCCCUAGACAUCACUGCGAACGCAUGAUAUCGCAGCUUUUUGAGAAGAACCUGGGCCGAGCUUAUAAUCCGUUUAAGCACUGGACAAGCCCGCUCCGGGAACCAAACGCUACUGCAGAUCACCAAAACGCGUCACCAUUCACACUGAGUGGCUCGGGUCUGUCUGAUCGCGUCACGGAUUUCCUCAUGGAAAACGGUACCCCCAACAUUGCACAAUGGCACGAUUGGAGGCCCACAUUUCACUUUGAGCUUGCCAUCUCGGCUGGUGGCCUCAACGACUCGUUUGAAUGGACGUCUACACAGCUGACAAGGUUUCUAGAUCUUCGGCUUCCAACCGACCCUUAUGCCGAGGUGCAUGACGUGAUGGUCCUGAUCAGGGUCUUGAACAUCUACACCCAACCUGAGUUUCAAUUCUUUGUCAAUCCAUGGGACCUCGUCACUUCAGGACGCAUCCGAUUCAAUAAGGAUUUCGUGGUGUCUGCCACUCUGCAGGAAGCUGGCCCCGACUCUGGGGCGCUGCGCUUGUUAAGUGAAAGUAACGCGGGUCCCAGCGGUCGAUGGACGACACAAGCUUCUUUUCCGAGCGACUACAGCCAGUUCCAAACAGCUUGGAACCCUCAAUACGCUUACCAAACUGGGUUCUCAUACUAUUACCCAUACAUGGAUGCGAUCCCGCAACAAUACUCAGUCCCUGUGUACGGCCCUGCAGACUACGGAAGCACGAUUCAGCCUAGCCCUGCGUCUAACCCAAUCAAGGCCAUGUCCUGGGAUACAAAGGGCAAAUACUCGUACAAGCGCCUAAACAAGGACGAAAUGCGGCUAUUGGUGCUCUUUCCUGGACGACCUAAGGAUCCCCUACGAGGCGUGCUCUACUCUACGCCCUUCGAACAAGCGGGAAGUUAUGCUGCAAUCUCGUACGUGUGGGGAGAACAAACGGUUAGGUACAAGUUGCUUACCCCUGAUGGUACUUUGCAUAUCCACGACUCUCUGUAUCGAGCUCUUGUUCGUCUGAGGAAGUCUACUGGAGUCACUGUACUUUGGGCGGAUGGCAUUUGUAUCAACCAGAAUGACAACGAUGAGAAAUCCCGCCAGGUUGGGCUCCUGCCGCACAUCUUCCAGAAUGCCUCGGUUACUGCCGCAAUGCUGGGCUACGACACCAAGAUGGGCUCUGCCGUGGAGGCAUUGAAAAACUUGAGGGAUACCCAUGUUGAAGAUCCCGAAUCGGCAGAAUUAUUGCCCGAGGAUUGGGAACCAAAAUGGGCCUUGAUCGCCGAACUUUUCAACAACUGGUGGUUCCGAAGAGCCUGGAUCGUUCAAGAAGCGGUGGCUUCUCCAGAAGUUGUGCUAGUCUGCGGUAAUUCUACAAUUAGCUGGGAAGAUCUCUUCGCUGUCAUGCGAACUCUCGACCAACAUCAGCAGCUUCCAACAACUGUGGCAACCGCAUGGCGUCCGUUUCAAACACUCUCAUGGCUACGAAUCUGGGAGGUUCGUGAAACACGUUGGUCUGUACUGCUGUUACUAGAGACCUUCCGCGACGUCAAGUCGUCGUUGACUCGAGAUCGAUUCUUCUCACUCCUUGGCAUUUCCUCUGAUGGAAACCUGCCAGGCUUCACACCAGACUACCAAUGCCCUCUUGAGGUCGUGGUGUGUUCCUUUGCACGUGCGCUUGUCGGUCAAGGAAUGGGGAUGCAGCUCCUUCAUGGUGCUGGAAUAAGCUCACAACCACACCGGUUCCCGUCUUGGGUCCCAGACUGGACAGUCCCAAAGCCGCCAAGUCUGAGUACAUCCCGCAACAAAGGAGUCUUCUUUAACGCUUGUGGUAAUACGGAGGCACGGAUUACAUGUCUAGAAGCCGACAGCACUACCGCAAUGCUUAAGGAGCUUGAAGUUGAAGGGUACAUUGUCAGCACCAUCAAGUGCAUCAGCAAAGCUUCCAACGAACCAAGAUCAUGGAGUCGGUACUUCACUGAAGUCGAUGCCAUGGUUGAUCAACAGAGCCCGUUAUUCUCCGCACAAAAACGCCAAGACUUGAAGCGAGAAGUUCCUAUCGCCAACGCCAAGCAUCCUCAGGUCGCCGUCCCAGGAGGGCUCGACCUUCCCCAGUCCUACCAAGCAUUCCGAAAGAUUUUGAAGAAGGAGAAAUACACCAAAAAGUAUCAGAAGAAACGCAGCUCAGCCAUGGCUUCCGAGUCGGUGUCCAACGCAGAGUCGCAGGAGAUGGGUUUGAUGAACAAGAGCAAAAGUUACGAGUUGUUACUCGGUGGUGGUAUCAAAGGCUGGAGAUUUGCCACCACUGAAUCGCCCGAUUGUGGAAUUGUGCCUAGCAAUGCUCAAGAGGGCGAUAUAGUAGUGGUAUUCGCUGGGGGUUCGAUUCCUUUUCUUAUCCGCAAAUCCACUGAAAGGGAGGCAAAGAGGUAG